AUGGCGCGAUGGAACUCGGGACGGUGGCUGCACGCAGAAGAAGUGUACGUGGACCUCGCGAUCGCGUGCUUUUUGGACGGCAUCCUCGACGACUGCCCCGACGGCACAACGCUGCGCCAGUACAUUGCCCACCGGCUGUCGUGCGAUGACAUGCGUGUGACGAAGAAGCUCCGACGGAACAAAGUCCUGGCGGGUCGACGCGUUAUCCAGGCCAACUACAACCGCCGCCACUUUGCACGCAAGCAGACGCCGCUGACGGAAGAAGACAUGGAUGCAGUCACAGCCACGAAACUGGCCUUCCUGGCAUUCGAGACGGCGUAUCGAGCACAGAAGAAGCCGUGGCGUCGAGAUGCCGAGCUCGUCCAGUCCACUGUGACCUCCGCCGCGCGUCGCGUCGCGAUCCCAGCGCUCCUGAAUGAACUCCAUGUCGUCCCACCGCGACCAAGUUGGACAUGCCCACCUAAUUCAUCGAAUUAAACGUAUGGUCUGCA
This is a messenger RNA of Aphanomyces invadans, 491 nucleotides long. RefSeq lists its product as hypothetical. The transcript has a single exon. Lineage: Eukaryota; Oomycota; Saprolegniomycetes; Saprolegniales; Verrucalvaceae. Bases 1 to 477 code for a protein of 158 amino acids. The record is from RefSeq and is a predicted model, not a curated record.